AUGUCUUCUCUAUCCGUGUCCUCCCAGGUAAGGACGCAAUUUAAUUCGUUGGUAGUUUUUUUGGGGGGGAGGGAGAACCUGUAGGCUAGUCUGUCUGACAAAUUGAAUCUUAAAGACACAGGGACUCUCUAAAAUCCUUGCGUUGGUAUAGAUUUCCCGGGAUUAUCCCCAAAAUCUUCAAAACAUUUGGACUCCAAACGCCAAGAAAAACGAGCCGUCAGUGGAUUGUGCCAUAUUAAUUUUUCAUAUUUUAGCGAAACGCAGAAUGGAAGCUUCACCGGAACGCAUCUGAUCUCCUAAAAUGUUUGAAACGGUGGGUUCAAUUUAUUGAGAUACUGUAGUUUCUAUUCGAUUCUAAAUGCGGUAAAGGGGUCGAUGGAACUCAGACGUUCCAUUGACCAGAUUGGUGCACAUUCAACAAAUCUGAUCUAACAAAGUGGAUAUUCGUCAAAUCCGACAUGAUUUAUGUAUUGUAACAGACCCACAAUGUGGUUACUUAAAUCAAAUUCGCUGCAUAACAUUUAGUAGUCCCUUUUCAGGUUUAGAAGCUAGAUGCUCUCCCGUUCGAAUAAACUGGUUAGCAUAGCUGGCAUACAUAUAUAUAUAUAUAUAUUUUAAACAUUUUUAAAUAGGUGGAGGUAGUCCUCGUAUUUAAAGGUGCUACACAUAGGAUUUUAAAAAUAAUUUUGGCAUUGUAAUUUCAGAAAAUGUCAUUAAUAUAUCUGGCGGUAAUAGUGGAAUGAUAGUGUUUCAUAGUAUUAUUUACCCGCCAGUGUUGUGAUUGGCUGUGAUAUUCGCCUAUUGAUUUCUCCCGCUGGAGCAGCAGCUGUUGUCAAACUGGGAAAGCUGUUCUGACUUUGUGGCUGCGUUAUCUAAUGGUAAUCCUGGUUGCUAAAAUUGUACACUGACAUUUUCUGAAAUUACAAUGCAAAAAUAAAAUAAAAUCCUAUGUGUAGCACCUUUAACUGUAAUGCAGUUGAUUGGUGACUAUGGCAUGAACAUGUGUUGGGGUUGACAUCCAUACAAACAUUAUACUCCGAUUUUUACCUCAACAUAUUGUGAAAUACACAUAUAAACAGUAGCCUAAACGUAGGCUAAUUUUGCUGGAGAGCAAUGAGGAGAUUCGGAUCUUUCCCCCAUGGCCCUUUCCCCCACGCGUUUAUGGCAAUUCCAUUGUUUUGGUCGAGUUCGAUUUGACCUCUAUACUGCAUCUUGAUUUAAUUAAUGUCUGGAAUAAUAUGGUAAAGAAUAUGCAAUUUCAAAAUAUGGGGGGAAAGUAUGCAAGUGGUAAGUAAAGUACAGUCGUGAUCAAAAGUUUUGACAAUGACACAAAUACUAAUUUUCACAAAGUCUGCUGCCUCAGUUUUGAUGAUGGCAAUUUGCAUAUACUCCAGAAUGUCAUGAAGAGUGAUCAGAUGAAUUGCAAUUAAUUGCAAAGUCCCUCUUUACCAUGAAAAUGAACUUAAUCCCCAAAAAACAUUUCCACAUCAUUUCAGCCCUGCCACAAAAGGACCAACUGCCAUCAUGUCAGUGAUUCUCUCGUUAACACAGGUGAGAGUGUUGACGAGGACAAGGCUGGAGAUCACUCUGUCAUGCUGAUUGAGUUAGAAUAACAGACUGGAAGCUUUAAAAGGAGGGUGGUGCUUGAAAUCAUUGUUCUUCCUCUGUUAACCAUGGUUACCUGCAAGGAAACACGUGCCGUCAUCAUUGCUUUGCACAAAAAGGGCUUCACAGGCAAGGAUAUUGCUGCUAGUAAGAUUGCACCUAAAUCAACCAUUUAUCGGAUCAUCAAGAACUUCAAGGAGAGAGGUUCAAUUGUUGUGAAGAAGGCGUCAGUGCGCCCAAGAAAGUCCAGCUGCGGGAUCAGGGUACCACCAGUGCAGAGCUUGCUCAGGAAUGGCAGCAGGCAGGUGUGAGUGCAUCUGCACGCACAGUGAGGUGAAGACUUUUGGAGGAUGGCCUGGUGUCAAGAAGGGCAGAAAAGAAGCCACUUCUCUCCAGGAAAAACAUCAGGGACAGACUGAUAUUCUGCAAAAGGUACAGGGAUUGGACUGCUGAGGACUGGGGUAAAGUCAUUUUCUCUGAUGAAUCCCCUUUCCGAUUGUUUGGGGCAUCCAGAAAACACCUUGUCCGGAGAAGACAAGGUGAGCGCUACCAUCAGUCCUGUGUCAUGCCAACAGUAAAGCAUCCUGAGACCAUUCAUGUGUGGGGUUGCUUCUCAGGCAAGGGAGUGGGCUCACUCUCAAUUCUGCCUAAGAACACAGCAAUGAAUAAAGAAUGGUACCAACACAUCCUCCGAGAGCAACUUCUCCCAACCAUCCAGAACAGUUUGGUGACGACCAAUGCCUUUUCCAGCAUGAUGGAGCACCUUGCCAUAAGGCAAAAGUGAUAACUAAGUGGCUCGGCGAACAAAACAUCGACAUUUUGGGUCCAUGGCCAGGAAACUCCCCAGACCUUAAUCCCAUUGAGAACUUGUGGUCGAUCCUCAAGAGGCGGGUGGACAAACAAAAACCCACAAAUUCUGACAAACUCCAAGCAUUGAUUAUGCAAGAAUGGGCUGCCAUCAGUCAGAAUGUGGCCCAUAAGUUAAUUGACAGCAUGCCAGGGCGGAUUGCAGAGGUUUUGAAAAAGAAGGGUCAACACUGCAAAUAUUGACUCUUUGCAUAAACUGAAUGUAAUUGUCAAUAAAAGCCUUUGACACUUAUGGAAUGCUUGUAAUUAUUCUUCAGUAAACCAUAGUAACAUCUGACAAAAAUAUCUCAUAACACUGAAGCAGCGAACUUUGUGAAGACCAAUACUUGUGUCAUUCUCAAAACCUUUGACCACAACUGUAGAAUCUCUGCAAUCAUUUUUUUUCUCUUGGUUUUAUAACCUGAAAUGUGUUUUAAAAAUACAUUAAUAAUUGGAUUUCGUAAAAUACUGGUUUCUGACUAUGCAGAGGAGGCAACACCCAGGAAAUAUAGUGAGGACUCUGUGUGCUCUGCUCAGCAGCCCCGGGCAUCUUGCCCCUGGCAAAACACUGAAUGAAGUUCACCUCCUGUUCACCUUUUUAUGGUUCAAAGAACCUCUUUACAAUGGAGAGACCUGGUGGGGGAUGGUUGGUUGGUUUAAUUAAUCCAGAAGCUGCACUUGCCCAGUUCCCUGGGGUCAUGAACACCCUCUGUUCACCCAAUGUGGGCAACUUCAACUACUGUCUGCAGCUUAUGAAUAUUGUAUUCAUGUUAAUUGGGGAACGUUGAGGCUUAUGUAUCUUUCAAACAAUUUGAUUGGCUGCGAGCCAGAGUCUACACUACUGUAUACUCUUACACCUAAUUUGCUAUCGCUUCAUGUCAUUACACAAUCAGUAGCCUAACUUUAAUGAAAAGUAGACAUCACACUACUUUUCACUUUACUCAUCUCAGGGCAGCUACAGUACACACUUCUAUAACAAAUACUAUCUGUUUCCAUGUGUUCCUGUAGGAGGGAAGGAGCAUGUCCAGGAUGUCCAUGAGUCGUUCUCCAGUUUCUCCAAUGAAUGCCCAGGGCAUCCCAUCACCGGCCCAGCUGACUAAAGCCAACGCCCCGGUCCACAUCGAUGUGGGAGGACACAUGUACACCAGCAGUCUGGGUACUCUCACCAAAUACCCAGAGUCUAGGUAAGGGUAUAAGGCCAUGAAGCAUAGUACCACCAUGACAAUGUGAAUAAUUUCCUCAUGGAAUAUAAUUCAAUACUAACUUUUAUCCUAUGGAAAAAAUGUCAGCUUCAUGGAUAGGUCUACUGACUGUGCAUUAUGACUGAUACAUUUUUCAAUUACUUCUAGAAAUCCACAUAGCAUCAUGUUGAAACACAAGCAGCUUGGUAUCCAUGAUAAUUGGUUUGAGAGCAAGCAAAUACAGAGAGAGAGAGCAGAGAGAGAAAAGAAAAGGCUCGAUUUUAAUUGCUUUUUUGGAAGACCGAGAGGGUGGAGAAGGCAGAGAGAAGGCUGAGCUGCCUGGAGAUGUGAGGUGAGACUUCUGCUGGAAGAGUAGAGGACCACCUCAGGCAGAGAGGAGAAUAAUGUUGAGUACUGUGCAGUUUUCAUUGAUUUUGAGAGAGCGCGAGAGAGAGUGUUGUAUUCAACCCAGUAUGAGUACGUGAUUCAGAAGACGUAGUAGACCCAAUUUAUUUUCUGUUCUAAAAUAAACUUUGUCGCCCACUUCCUGCGUAAAAUGUAGGCCUACAUGACAUACAUCACUCUCAAGGAAUGAUCAGCUACACUAGAAACAAUUUUUACAGUUCACUAAACAUACUUCAAGUACUACUUGAUUCAUAGUAUGAAUCUAGAGCUCUCAACCAUUCUUUCUCUGUUCUCCAGAAUCAGUCGUCUGUUUAAUGGAACAGAGCCCAUUGUACUGGACAGCUUGAAGCAGCACUACUUCAUCGACAGGGAUGGAGAUAUAUUCAGAUACAUCCUCAGCUUCCUCAGGACCUGCAAACUACUGCUCCCAGAGGACUUCAAGGUACAGGACACACUCCAGGAGGACAGCACUUUUCCAAAAUAGCUCACAACUCACCAAUAAAGUCAAAUAGGCCUAAUACAUUACCUUACUUCUCACCCGAGCAUAGUUCAACCAAACCACCUUUGUUACUUAUGCAUAAACCUGCCUGAGGCAUGAAGACUUGUUUUAUUUCUGAGCUAAUGCCUAGGCUAACACAGUCUCUUAACCAGAUAGUACACCUCAUUUCCCAACCUUUUUUUACACAUACAAACUUAUACCCAUUUCAGACAGCAGAUGUGGUAUUUUACCUGUAAAAAUAUAAGGCAAUAUUUAUAUGACCCCCUUUCAAACAGCCCCUUAUUUACCACUUAUUGGCAGGUAUACCCCUUUUAAUAAUACAGUGUAUUCAGAAAGUAUUCAGACCCCUUGAUUUUUUUCCAAAUUGUUACUUUACAGCCUUAUUCCAAAAUGGAUUAAAUAGUUUUUUUUACUAAUGAAUCUAAACAAAUGACAAAGCAAAAACAGGUUUUUAGUUUUUUUUGCAAAAAACUGAUAUCACAUUUAAGUAAGUAUUCAGACACUUUACUCAGUACUUUGUUGAAGCACCUUUGGCAGCGAUUACAGCCUUGAGUCUUCUUGGGUAUGACGCUACAAGCUUGGCACACCUGUAUUUGGGGAGUUUCUCCCAUUCUUCUCUGCAGAUCUUCUCAAGCUCUGUCAGGUUGGUUGGGGAGCAUGGCUGCACAGCUAUUUUCAGGUCUCCAGAGAUGUUCGAUUGGGUUCAAGUCCGGGCUCUGGCUGGGCCACUCAAAGACAUUCAGAGACUUGUCCCGAAGCCUCUCCUGUGUUGUCUUGGCUGUGUGCUUAGGGUCGUUGUCCUGUUGGAAGGUGAACCUUCGCCCCAGUCUGAGGUCCUGAGCACUCUGGAGCAGGUUUUCAUCAAGGAUCUCUCUACUUUCCUCCGUUCAUCUUUCCCUCGAUCCUGACUAGUCUCCCAGUCCCUGCCCCUGAAAAACAUCCCCACAGCAUGAUGCUGCCACCACCAUGCUUCACCGUAGGGAUGGUGCCAGGUUUCCUCCAGACGUGACGCUUGGCAUUCAGGCCAAAGAGUUCAAUCUUGGUUUCAUCAGACCAGAUAAUCUUGUUUCUCAUGGUCUGAGUCCUUCAGGUGCCUUUUGGCAAACUCCAAGCGGGCUGUCAUGUGCCUUUUUACUGAGUAGUGGCUUCCAUCUGGCCACUCUACCAUAAAGGCCUGAUUGGUGGAGUGCUGCAGAGAUGGUUGUCCUUCUGGAAGGUUCUCCCAUCUCCACAGAGGAGCUCUGGAGCUCUGUCGACCUCAUUACUUUUACGUUUUUGCUCUGACAUGCACUGUCAACUGUGGGACCUUAUAUAGACAGGUGUGUGCCUUUUCCAAAUCAUGUCCAAUCUGUUUAAUUGACCACAGGUGGACUCCAAUCAAGUUGUAGAAACAUCUCAAGGAUGAUCAAUGGAAACAGGAUGCACCUGAGCUCAAUUUUGAGUCUCAUAGCAAAGGGUCUGAAUACUUAUGUAAAUAAGGUAUUUGUUUUUAAUUUUUAAUAAAUUUGCAAACACUUCUAAAAACCUCUUAACUUUGUCAUUAUGGGGUAUUGUGUGUAGAGUGAAGAGAAAAAAUAUUUAAUACAUUUUAGAAUAAGACUGUAAAGUAACAAUUUGUAAGUCGCUCUGGAUAAGAGCGUCUGCUAAAUGACGUAAAUGUAACAAAAUGUGGAAAAAGGGAAGGGGUCUGAAUACUUUCUGAAUGCACUGUAUCAGUGGGUUAAUGGCAAAUUAGAAGGGGGGGGGGGGGUGUUGUUAAACCAUGGGGGCUGUUUGCAGUUCAAAUUAGGGAGGUGUUAAAAAAUGGAAUCAUUCAUGAAUUUACCUGCAAAAAAGCAGAGAACCAUUCACACAAACCCAAUACCUGUAGGGAUGGUGCACGAAUCAUGACUAGGUCUUUAGGUGGCUUUUAUUUCUACAUGUUUUUUUUACCCCCUACCCAUUUCAGAUUUACAAAAAAGCUGCUAUAAAAAUGCAGGCAUGGUAAAUUAGUGGGUUUUGGUCUGUGUAUGAAAGGGAUAAUAGUAUCUCUCACAGUGAUUUCAGGAUGGUUAUGCAAACCUGAACAUGACCGUAAAGUCAUACAAAUUAUCCUGCAGUACCCAGAAACACAUUGUUAUCUUCAUAGUGUACCACUAUAAGCACUCAGUGUGUGUAAACUGUGCAGGAUUCGAACACAUUAAUCAGUUCUCCAUUACGCCUUGGGCUCCUACAUGGGUCAAUUCUGCAUGGCUGGAAGUAGGGACAUUAUGUUUUGCUAAAUUGAUGUGUGAGGGGGUUGUGUGUGUGGUGUAUGAGAGUGUGUGCAUAUGUGUGUGUAUCCCUCUCUGUCGUUAGUGUAGCUGUGUUAUUCUGUCCUUUGCACAGGAUGACUAAAGUGCCCUGCAGAUAGAGCCCUCUUUUAUAAAACACAUCUAUCCCUCGCUUCAAGCCUAUGAAGGGAGGGGAGCUAAGGAGGCAGGCUUUGAUACAGAGAGGAGCCUGAGGGGGUAGCAGCUCUGUGUCUGCCUGUUGUCAGAAGCAGUAUGUUGUAAAGAAGCAGCUCUCGCGGUUUCACACCCAGUAAUUAUAAACAGAAGUUUCUGCUGUGUGUGUGUGUGUAUGUGCUGCAACAGUUUCAUAAUAUUGGGCAUGCAAGGGGAAGAUACAGGGGAGAGUGAGAUGUACAGACAUGUCUUCCCUUACAAAAGAAGAUUGCCGUUAGAGUGCAGUAUAACUGCAGUAUGUUGCAAAUACUUAGUCCAAAAUACCAGUUGACUGCAGUUACUGCACUUUUACAGCAGUUUUAAAACUGCAAUCUUUUUUUUUGUGUAGAGGUAAACAUUUGGUAUUAAUAAAUCCAUCACAUUCAUUCAACAGAAGUAAAUACUUAUGUACUGCAUCUGAAUGCAAUUUGUAUGAGUUGUAAUUGUUGUAUUAAUUUCCGUUUAUUUGUGUGUGUCCCAGGGUUUCCGUUAGGAAAAUGUGUUGCCGAACAUUUGACCGGCAACAUUUGAAUUUACCGGACUCAUAUGCAUAGGGCGCUUAACCUGAUUAGGGCGUCCACCCACGUUGCUCUGAAUAACAGAAAUCACAUUUAAAAUAUGGUAAUUCAUAUUAACAGAACAUGCAAGUCGAGGAUGCAACGAUGUGCACUUUGAACAUGUUAGAAUAACUGUCCACAUGUACUUCUCCUCAGCCAACACAACGAGUAACGAACAGAAAAAUCACUAGCCUAUGUCAAUCUACUAUAGUAGAAAAGUUUAGGCUACCUAUCUUUGGUCAGCUGGUCGAUAAAUUAAUAUCCUAUUCUAAACACUGUGGGCCAGUUGUGGGAAGAUGGAUCCCAAAUUCAUACAACCAGUAGGCCUAUGCUACAUUUAAAAAGCAAUGAGUCUGAUGCUACAGAUCAGAACAUUAAGCUUAAAAUGUUGUUGAACUAUUAUUUGUACACAUUAUAAGCGCAGCAAUGCGCACAAGGCAGUAGGCUACGAACGAAUGUUCGUUCUAUAACGCAAUUAGCGGGAAAACACCUUUUUGACAAAAGGGCACUGUAUAUGUGAGCAGUUUCAUGUGACAGAGUUGAAAAUAUCUGUUAGAAAUUUAGAACGAGGGGAUCUAAUAGGAUACUUUGAAGCAAGGUAAGACAUGCCUCAAUUGUUUGAAAACUGAACGUUUUAAUACAUAUAAGUAUAUGUUUUCAAAAUGCAUACUGCCUCCAGCUCAUUGCAAAGAGGUGUGUGACGCACUGAUGAAGCCUGCCUUCCGUUGCUGGUUGAUGCCGCGUUCAAAACAACUGGGAAUGCGUACAUCUGAGAAAAAACAAGCUCAGACUGGGAAAAAUCGUUUUGAACGGUCAUCCAACUCGGACAAUUGGGCUAAGGGGUACAAUAUCACAUUACACAAGGACCUUAAAGGGCAUACACACAUUUAUAAUUCUAACAGCUUUUUUGUUGGUAGAGUAUUACAUUGAUCAAAAAUAUAGUUCAAUUUCUUUUGUAAGGUAGAAGAUGUGUUUUGUUUGUACAUUUUACAUUUCUGAAUAUGACAUUUGGCCAAAAGAAUAAGGAAAUUAAUUACAUAAAAUUGCUUCAACUUAUUUCUAUUGUAGGUAAAGAAUCCAAGCAGUACAUCUCUCCAUAAUAGUGUAAAAUCUUCAUAAAUGUGUUCAAUUAUACAUCUGCUGAUGUCUUGCCACAGAUUCCUUACAUGAAUACAAUGCCAAAAAAGAUGCAACACCGUUUCUGGGUGGUCAUUACAAAAGGUACAAUUUGAAUGUAUGUUUUUAUUUUAAACUUCUUCAUAUAGUGGUUGGCAGGAUCAUUUUUAUGAAUAAUUUAAAAAGAAACUUCCUUAAUUUUGUUAAGUAUGUGUGUGGCAACAUCCAACUUUUCCCCCAACAGAUAUUGUCAAUAAAAACAUUACAAAAAGGAUUUCUUCUAGAGCUCCAACUUCCCGAUCUGAAGAUCACUGACGUCAUGAGUUCCCAAUUAUCUUGAAAGUAGCACAAGAUGCUGUAGCAGCAGCUCCUGCACUGUCUGACCGAUUUUCUGCUCACAGGCUCUGUAUCUGUGUACUGUACGCGUGUGAUAAGAUACAUAACGAAUAUAUUGUACACAGACGCCAAUUUAAUUCCACGAAAUUAUGCAAAUUAACCUAUAGCCCGAUAAGCAUGACCAGUCAAUGUUUCCAUUGACUGGUAUUUCCAUCAAUGAAUUUUUGUAAUCUUCUCCUGGACAAUUGGUGGCGCCAAUUGUAUUUAUCCGACAAAAAACAGCUAUUACCAGCUAAUGGAAACCCUGGUGUGUCCAUGCAUUCAUUUGUGUUUGUGUACGCAUUCUUGCGUAUGUGUGUUCUUCUGGGUAUACAGUGGGGAAAAAAAGUAUUUAGUCAGCCACCAAUUGUGCAAGUUCUCCCACUUAAAAAGAUGAGAGAGGCCUGUAAUUUUCAUCAUAGGUACACGUCAACUAUGACAGACAAAAUGAGAAAAAAACAUCCAGAAAAUCACAUUGUAGGAUUUUUUAUGAAUUUCUUUGCAAAUUAUGGUGGAAAAUAAGUAUUUGGUCACCUACAAACAAGCAAGAUUUCUGGCUCUCACAGACCUGUAACUUCUUCUUUAAGAGGCUCCUCUGUCCUCCACUCGUUACCUGUAUUAAUGGCACCUGUUUGAACUUGUUAUCAGUAUAAAAGACACCUGUCCACAACCUCAAACAGUCACACUUCAAACUCCACUAUGGCCAAGACCAAAGAGCUGUCAAAGGACACCAGAAACAAAAUUGUAGACCUGCACCAGGCUGGGAAGACUGAAUCUGCAAUAGGUAAGCAGCUUGGUUUGAAGAAAUCAACUGUGGGAGCAAUUAUUAGGAAAUGGAAGACAUACAAGACCACUGAUAAUCUCCCUCGAUCAGGGGCUCCACGCAAGAUCUCACCCUGUGGGGUCAAAAUGAUCACAAGAACGGUGAGCAAAAAUCCCAGAACCACACGGGGGGACCUAGUGAAUGACCUGCAGAGAGCUGGGACCAAAGUAACAAAGCCUACCAUCAGUAACACACUACGCCGCCAGGGACUCAAAUCCUGCAGUGCCAGACGUGUCCCCCUGCUUAAGCCAGUACAUGUCCAGGCCCGUCUGAAGUUUGCUAGAGUGAAUUUGGAUGAUCCAGAAGAGGAUUGGGAGAAUGUCAUAUGGUCAGAUGAAACCAAAAUAUAACUUUUUGGUAAAAACUCAACUCGUCGUGUUUGGAGGACAAAUAAUGCUAGGUUGCAUCCAAAGAACACCAUACCUACUGUGAAGCAUGGGGAUGGAAACAUCAUGCUUUGGGGCUGUUUUUCUGCAAAGGGACCAGGACGACUGAUCCGUGUAAAGGAAAUAAUGAAUGGGGCCAUGUAUCGUGAGAUUUUGAGUGAAAACCUCCUUCCAUCAGCAAGGGCAUUGAAGAUGAAACGUGGCUGGGUCUUUCAGCAUGACAAUGAUCCCAAACACACCGCCCGGGCAAUGAAGGAGUGGCUUCGUAAGAAGCAUUUCAAGGUCCUGGAGUGGCCUAGCCAGUCUCCAGAUCUCAACCCCAUAGAAAAUCUUUGGAGGGAGUUGAAAGUCCGUGUUGCCCAGCGACAGCCCCAAAACAUCACUGCUCUAGAGGAGAUCUGCAUGGAGCAAUGGGCCAAAAUACCAGCAACAGUGUGUGAAAACCUUGUGAAGACAUACAGAAAACAUUUGACCUGUGUCAUUGCCAACAAAGGGUAUAUAACAAAGUAUUGAGAAACUUUUGUUAUUGACCAAAUACUUAUUUUCCACCAUAAUUUGCAAAUAAAUUCAUAAAAAAUCCUACAAUGUGAUUUUCUGGAUUUUUUUCCUCAUUUUGUCUGUCAUAGUUGACGUGUACCUAUGAUGAAAAUUACAGGCCUCAUCUUUUUAAGUGGGAGAACUUGCACAAUUGGUGGCUGACUAAAUACUUUUUUUCCCCACUGUAUAUCCUUGCUUAUGUGUUUCUACUAUGACAGGACUUUCCCCAGCUAUACGAGGAGGCUCGCUACUACCAGCUGACACCCAUGGUCCGCGAGCUGGAGCGCUGGCAGACGGAGCAGGAGGGCCAGAAGAGACUGCCCUGCGAGUGCCUGGUGGUCCGAGUGACCCCUGACCUGGGGGAGAGGAUCGCCCUCAGCGGGGGGAAGGUGCUCAUCGAGGAGAUCUUCCCCGAGACUGGAGACGUCAUGUGUAACUCUGUGAACGCCGGCUGGAACCAGGACCCCACGCAUGUUAUUAGAUUCCCGCUCAACGGCUACUGCAGGCUCAACUCAGUUCAGGUACAGACGGUGAUAUAGUUGUAGUUCUAUAGGACAAUUCUGUUCUGAUGUGGAUUCAGGUGAAUGCCACUGAGGAUACCAAAGAUUAGGAAUAACUUCCUAAUAUUGAGUUGCACCCUCCACCUUUUGCCUUCGGAACAGCCUCAAUUUGUCGGGGCAUGGGACUCUACAAGGUGUCGAAAGCGUUCCACAGGGAUGCUGGCCCAUGUUGACUCCAAUGCUUCCAAUAGUUGGCUGGAUGUCCUUUGGGUGGUGGACCAUUCUUGAUACACACGGGAAACUGUUGAGCGUGAAAAACCCAGCAGUGUUGAAGUUCUUGACACAAAACCGGUGUUCCUGGCACCUACUACCGUACCCCGUUCAAAGGCACUUACAUAUUUUUUGUCUUGCCCAUUCACCCUCUGAAUGGCACACAUACACAAUCCAUGUCUCAAUUGUCUCAAGGCUUAAAAAUCCUUUAACCAGUCUCCUCCCCUUCAUCUACGCUGAUUGAAGUGGAUUUAACAAGUUACAUCAAUAAGGGAUCAUAGCUUUCCCCUGCUUUCACCUAGUCAGUCUUAAUGUUUUGUGUACACUGCAGAGCAGAUGAGGUCAUCCAGUAAUGCUGAAGACUCAAAGUAAACUAACAUGACAGACAGACUCACUAAAGUUACUUUGUAAACCCCGUUUUUAAUUCUUAAGUUCUUCUUAAUAGGCUCAACUCAGUGCAGAUGCAGUGAUGUAGUUAUAGGUCAACUCUGUUCUUAUGUGGCUCAUGGUCAACUCUGUUAUACAUACUUUUGGUCAUGUAGUGUAUGUGGACACCUGCUCGUCGAACAUCUCAUUCCAAAAUCAUGGGCAAUGAUAUGGAGUUGGUCCACCUUUUGCUGCUAUGACUUGUUGGAAAGGUGGCGUCAUAUGACUGCCAUGUUGAAAGUCACUGAGCUCUUCAGUAAGGCCAUUCUACUGCCAAUGUUUGUCUAUGGAGAUUGCAUGGUGGUGUGCUCUAUUUUAUACACCUGUCAGCAACGGGUGUGGCUGAAAUGGCAGCAUCCACUAAUUUGAAGGAGUGUACACAUUUUUUGUAUAUAUAGUGUUUAAGGAAGAGGGUAUAACAAUAGCGUACUCGGCACUAUAACUUAUGUCAAAUGUCUAAAGCCCCUGUCUGUCUGUCUGUCCUGCAGGUUCUGGAGAGGUUGUUCCAGAAGGGAUUCAGCGUGACGGCGUCAUGUGGCGGCGGAGUUGACUCCUCCCAGUUCAGCGAGUACGUCCUGUGUCGCAAGCUCUACAGGGGUCAGUCCAUCGGCACCACCACCACCAUCCACAUCAAACAGGAGCCUCUGGACUAG
Molecule: messenger RNA, 12644 nt
Organism: Coregonus sp. 'balchen'
Lineage: Eukaryota; Metazoa; Chordata; Actinopteri; Salmoniformes; Salmonidae
Source: the annotation of a GenBank genome assembly